AUGGUCUCCAGUGAUGAGGCUCUUCCUGCGUCUCCCGGCAAGAAAAGGAAGUUCGAAAUGGAAGAUAAUGCUAUCUCCGUUGAAGAGGGUGUCAUGCCGAAAGAAAUUAAAGCGGUAAAGGAUGUGGAAUUGGAGGAUCGUAUCUCGCAUUUGCCUGAUCAUGUCAUCCAUCACAUUCUUUCCUUCCUUCGGAAUCCGAAGGAUGCGAUCCGGUCGAGUAGUUUUUCCAAGCGAUGGAGAGCGGUGUGGCAUUCCUAUGCAAUGUUGGUUUUUGAUGAAGUAAAGUUUGCUGCAAGAUUUGGACUUGAGGAUGGAAGUAAUAAGGAAAUUAUGUUUAGAGAAUAUGUAUCUGACUCUUUGGGUAGAUACCUUGCGAAUAAUUCGCAGAUGUAUAAAUUGUUUAUACAUAUGACCUCCUUUGGCUUAACCGACACGACACUUGUCGACAACUGGCUAACUUCUGCUGUCUCACAAGGUAUUAAAGAAAUAGAUCUCCAUGUCGGCUUUCAGGGUAGUAAUCGGUAUACUCUACCGCAAGUUGUCUUUUCAUCCGAGACUUUGACCGGAAUAAAGUUAAGUGGUUGCAUACUGCAAAGUUGUGGUGCGCUUCCUCGUCUGCAGAAACUUUAUCUGCGGAAAGUUCACCUAGUUGAGCAUAGUGUUAUAAGUUUAAUCUCCCUCUGCCCUUCAAUUGAGGAUUUAAGACUCAUACAGUGCACAGGUUUGAAAUUCUUGGUUGUUUAUCAUGAUAGUCUCAGUAGGGUUGAAAUCCACAACUGCAAUCAACUGAAGAGGGUUGAUAUCAUUGCUUCUAAUCUCGAGACAUUUUGGUUUUCUGGCAAGAGUUCAACGUCUUGCAAAGUUGAUUUGGAACACUGUAAAUCUCUGAAAAAGUUGACAUUAGAGCAUCCACAAGUGAUCCGUGACUUUUCUAAAACUAAGUUCACCAGAUUUCCCUUACUUGAACAAUUAGAUCUAUGUGUUUCUGAUAUAAUGAAAUCUAUCACAAUUUUUAACAAUUGUCUUCAGAGAAUUGCUUUAAAAGGAUGCACGAAAUUGACUUAUGCUCAAAUAUAUGCUCCUAAACUCGUUUCUUUUGAGUUGAAGGGAGACAAGAUGCCUUACAUUGACUUUCACCCUUUCUGCCUCAGAGAUGCCAAAGUUUCUUUGGUAUCUAAAUCUAAACCUAGAGACAUUGGACUCGGAGUUGGUAACAAACUGUGGCAUAUGAUGAGACCUUUUAUAUCGAAGUUCAGUCCUAAAGGGUUUAAAUUGAUUAUGCAUUCUAAGAAGAAUAUUAUUAUUCAUGAAGAUUUGAGCAACAUCAAAUUCCCUCCUUUGUAUGACCUAAGCUUUGAGAUUAUCAAAUCAUCAGCAUGUCUUCAGGAUAUUUUGUAUGAUUUAUUGCGGAAAUUGCACCCAGUGUCUAUAGCUAUUGUUUCUUCCUCUGACAGCAAACUCUCCGAGUCAGUAUAUGAAAUGAUGAAGAUCAAAGAUGAGGAUCUAAUAUGUUGUAGAUAUAAAUCUUCAAAAAAUAAAUGCUGGCGGCAUUUCUUGAAGGAGUUUAAGUCUGAGAACUGGGAAGAAAUGCUUGAGGUUGUGGAAGCCUCCGAAGAUGAAAUUACUUCUACAUUGUAUUUUUGGUUGCAGCUGUCAUAUUCUACAACCGAGCCGCGUCAGAUGACUCAUUUUAGAUUAAACUGGAAUGCUCAUGAACCUGGUGUGGAGACAUGA
Messenger RNA from Lathyrus sativus (Indian pea), 1734 nucleotides. Lineage: Eukaryota; Viridiplantae; Streptophyta; Magnoliopsida; Fabales; Fabaceae. The record is from the annotation of a GenBank genome assembly.